AAGAUUCGACUGCACAUGAAACACUUGUAACGAUUAGUUAUUACCAUCGUUACUAAAAUAUUUAUUCCAAUAGUAACUAGGUAUGCAACCAACUUUACAGACAAUUGUAUUGAAAGUUGCAGUUGAUCGACGACAAAAUUGGUAACUUUUGGGGAAUUCAGAACCUAGAAGUUGGUUUGUGUGUCGAUACGGCUUCCGGCUGACGUGAUUGUCAUUGAAGAAGGGGCUAUUCGUCACUUCAAUCUCGGCUGUUGUUGAAAGCAGACCCAUCAGCCAUCACGCCAGUGGCCAUUACAGAGAAUAUAAAAUUUUAGUUGAAAUGUUUGAAUAGAAUAUACGUUUACGUGGGAAGAAGUUGUUUUGUUCUUGGUUGUUAAGUGGUUUUGAAAAGAAGAGGUUUUUUUUGUUUUCCAACACCUUUUUGAAGAGUAAUGGCCACUGGUGGAGAUCAAGAUUAAGUCAAUCUUUUUUUUGGGAUAUGGAAUAAAUAGAGGAUCAUUUUGAGUUCUUUUGGCAUUGGAUGGAUUUUAUUUUUUGUUUUUUUGGAGAUAGACAGUUUUCCCGGUGCUAGGAAGUACCUCCUUGUCGCACCACAUCGUCGUACCUUCUGGUUGGUGAGAAGUACUCCCCCUAAGGUAGAGGAAACCUGGAAUAUACCUUACUUGGCUCUCCCGCAUCAACUUAACCGGAGUUUGGAGAAGCCACAGGCCUACUUUUUGUAGAAACGACAGGUUUUAUUAUUAAAAUUUACAUUUUCAAUUCUUUUACAUAACAUAUUUCAACUUUAACAUUUUUAAUAACAUAUAUAAUCUUAAUAAUCAUAUAAAUUCAUUUUUCUAAAAUCAAUUAACGUAAUCAUAAUCAAUAUUUUUCUUUUCCACAACUUUUAUAUGUCAUUUUCAUUAUUGUAUUUGUAUUCUAUUUUAUUUAAAAUAGUCCGGAGAUCAUAACCUAUCUGGUAAGAUACUGUGCACACUAUCUCGGUUAUUAUCACAAUAUAUCAGUAUUGUCCGGUGUAUCAUUCCGAUCAGAUGUGGGAUUGUCAACCAAUAUUGUAAUCCUCCUUAAUAAUAAGUUUUUGUACACACAUAUUUAGAUCCAUUAACUGUCUUGGUAUAAUAAAUUCAAUAUAUUUGCUUUUCUCUACUGUAAUAUCUGUGUAAUAGACAGGAGCGUACUAGCCUAGUACGUCAGGUGGUUAGCUAGUUUGUAUAAAAUUGUAUAUAGGGGUUAUAGGUAUUUUUUUUUUCAUUAAAUUUGUUGGUUGUACAUACUUAUAUGUUUUAUUAUCCUACCUUUUUAGUAGUAUUAGUUAGGUACAGCAAUAUAGGUCACGUGGAGAGCAAUAUAUUCUAUUCUUUCCUGGCGCUCAACACUACUUCUGAAUAUCUUCUUGGUCAAUAGUUCUUUUCUUGUCAUUACUCCUUAUAUUAAGUUAUUUUCUUUAUCAUUCAAGGAUUUCAGUAGGUACCGUCUUACUAGGGCGUGCAAAUACGGCCUGAUCCUUCCCUGAGCCCUACUGUUUAGUCUCUUCAAUUUCCAGCUAGCCUAUUUUGAGUAAACUUCCAUAAAUAAGUAAUUACCCUUUAAAGCUAGAUCUAUUCUGCCACAACACAACCUCAUUUUUGUUACAAUUGACGCUCGCCAACGUGGAGCCCGAUUUUCAGUAAGACAGUACCUUUCUUUAUUUUGUUGCUUAGUGUAAAUUUUUCUAGUAAGUAUCUUUCUGGUUCAUUGUUGUAUAUUUUGUAAUUAUAUAGAGAUACAUUUUUGAUUCCUUUUGUACGUUAUUUAGAAAAUACAUUAGUGCACUUGUAUUGCUGUAUUGGUACUAUUUUAAUUUAUUUAAAAUAAUAAUUGUAAAUCGUGAGUAGGAUAAUAUGUGAACAGGUAUAUUGGUUGGCAUUUCGGUCUGGUCGGUUUGGUGAUACCUGGAUAUUUAUUUUGAAAAAUUUUGAAUGAUUUAUUUUUUUUGAUAUCUAGGUACAUUACUACUUUUGAUUUAGGUGCAGCCACAAUAUACUACAGUUAGCUAAAUUUUUGCUUACCAUACCUAUAUAUAAUUUAUAAAGUUUUCAUUUUUUUAUAUGCAUUUUCGUUUAAACAUUUACUUAAAUUAUUUUAAAUAUCUACCCCAAAUAUAUAUCUCGGUUAUAUUUGGUUUGUCGGUUUGUUAGGUCGUUAGUUUAGCAGCUCGUCGGUUGAGCAGCUCGCUUAGUAGAUUGUCGGUUAAUUGGGUCGUUAGUUUGUUGGGGUGGGUUCGGUUUGUCGUUGUUGGGUUGGGUUUAUUGUUACUAAUUCUUUCAUUAUCACCAUGUGUACCUUUCAGCCAGAACAUUUGUUAGUUAAGGAGUUAGAUUAUGAGCUGAGGAUAAGGGAAAUAGAGGUUGAAGAAGCCGCUAAAUGUGAUAGAAAACGCAGUCUAUUGCGUGGUGCUCUUAAACAGGAGCAAGGAAAUAGGAGUUUCCGUCAGAUUUCAGCUGCAGCUAUUCCUUUCCUGGAACAACAACAGGGAAUAAAUGAGACACUAGAGGAUCUUACGCAAAAGAUAAAUAAUUUUAGAGGGACUGUUCAUGAUAGCAUGUAUUCUAGAUACAUUUCACGUCUUGCUCAUAUCUCUGGUCGUGUCCACUUAUUAUGUUGCUCAGAUGAGGAGCAACAACUUUACAAACGCUCUAUGUCCAUUAGGAUUCUCAGUCUAGAAGGUGAACUCGAUUCUCGAGUAAAUCCUCUAGCCACGUCCACUCCUGUUUCUUCAGUUCAAGCCUCUAAUUCCUUGUUACAUCCCAAGCCUGUGCAGGUACAUAAGUGGGGAGUUUCGUUUUCUGGUGAAGGUCAUUAUGACCAAGUAAUUUCAUUUUUAGAUAGGGUAGAAUGUCUUCGUGUUUCGAGAGGUGUGAGUGAGGAAGAUCUUUUUUCAGCUUCUGCAGAAUUAUUUACUGGCCAUGCUUUUACGUGGUUUAUGAACAACCGUGGUAGCUUUACCACUUGGACUGAUUUGGCUCAGAAACUGAAAUCUGACUUUCUACCGUAUUCUUUCCAGACUGAUCUCUUAGACGAGAUCAAGAACCACAAGCAGAAACCUGGAGAAUCAGUGACCAUGUUUAUCAAUACUAUGUUAGGCAUGUGUAGUCGAUUAGACACUCCUUUAACGGAUAGUUCGAAAAUCAAAAUAAUUCUAAAAUGUUUGCUACCUUUUUACCAUGCCCAAUUAGCACUGGUUGAUAUAGCCAGUAUAGAAGACCUCACAGAAAAAUGUAAACGCUUAGAGGAAACUCUAUCUUGGUCUCUUAAUUCCCCUACCACUUCGCAAUUCAAUUCUGGUCCUGUUGGUUUUAAUUCUCAACCCUCAAGAAAUCGUUCUUGGCAAUCUAGACCCCAUACACCGAAUGUGUCUGUGACUACUUCUUCUUUUUCAUGCUGGAAUUGUCGGGAAGCUAAUCACGCAUUUCGUGAUUGUACCAGACCCCAAACGCGGAUUUUUUGCCACGGUUGUGGUAGAGACAACACAUUAAAACGUAACUGUUUUAAGUGUUCGGGAAACGAGCAUGUAGAGGCUCGUACCCUGAGCGUUCCUCAAACAGCAGCACCAUCAGGGAACAUGACCGCAGCUGUAGACGAAGCUUCAGGUCCAAUACCCGCCAGCAGCUCGAACACCUCUCAGGAAGGAAGAAACACUUCCAACCGGAGACCAGCACGCAAACCGAAAUCCGGGAAAAAGUAAUUGUUAGUAACACUUCAGUUGACUCGUACGGUUCGCUUGAUCGUAGAUUAUCCCCUCCAGUCUUAAACUGGAAUUUUAGUAAUAAGCAUAAUCGAGACAAGGAAACAGUUCCAAAUUCUAUACAAGGUUGUACGUUUGUAAAUAAUAAUAAUAUGUCUAUGUUAAUACCAGAUAAUUUUGAAAAUAAAUCAGAUAUUUUGGAU
Molecule: messenger RNA, 3927 nt
Organism: Diabrotica virgifera virgifera (western corn rootworm)
Lineage: Eukaryota; Metazoa; Arthropoda; Insecta; Coleoptera; Chrysomelidae
Exons: 2
Coding region: 2315-3724 (469 amino acids)
Molecular function (GO): zinc ion binding; nucleic acid binding
Source: RefSeq, a predicted model, not a curated record